CCAUUACCUAGGAUAGAUGACCUCUUAGACCAGUUGAGAGGAGCUUCAGUGUUUUCUAAGAUAGACUUGAGAUCAGGGUACCACCAAAUUAGAGUUAAGAGCGAGGAUGUUCCAAAGACAGCCUUUAGGACGAGAUACGGGCACUAUGAGUAUGUAGUGAUGCCUUUUGGAGUGACCAAUGCCCCUGCCAUAUUUAUGGAUUAUAUGAACCGAAUCUUUAGACCCUUCUUGGAUAAGUUUGUGGUCGUGUUCAUAGACGACAUUCUGAUAUACUCUAGUAGUUUUGACGAGCAUGAAGAACACUUGCGGAUAGUUUUGCAAAUCUUAAGAGAUAAGAAGUUAUAUGCAAAACCUGAGAAAUGCGAGUUCUGGCUGGAGGAG
Molecule: messenger RNA, 381 nt
Organism: Trifolium medium
Lineage: Eukaryota; Viridiplantae; Streptophyta; Magnoliopsida; Fabales; Fabaceae
Source: the annotation of a GenBank genome assembly